Molecule: messenger RNA, 1291 nt
Organism: Cyprinus carpio (common carp)
Lineage: Eukaryota; Metazoa; Chordata; Actinopteri; Cypriniformes; Cyprinidae
Product: cholesterol 25-hydroxylase-like protein 2
Exons: 1
Coding region: 46-921 (291 amino acids)
Biological process (GO): cholesterol metabolic process; sterol biosynthetic process
Molecular function (GO): C-4 methylsterol oxidase activity; iron ion binding; steroid hydroxylase activity
Source: RefSeq, a predicted model, not a curated record
GAGUAACAGCGGUCUGGCUGUUGCAUCAACAACACAUAGCUGGACAUGAUUCCCGGCAGUCUGCGUGGCGUGCUGGAUGUCAGCAACACAACCUGGGCUCUGUCGGAGCACUCCGUGCUGCAGCCCAUGUGGGAUUACCUUCAGCAGAAUCACGAGAGCACCUUGCGCUCUCCGCUGUUUCCCGUCAUCAUCUCAGUGUCCAUGUACCUGGUGCUAGUGUUCUUCUACACCGUGCUGGACCUGCUAGCUCCCACCUGGCCCUCCAUCCGACGCUUCCAGAUCCACCAGGACCGCACCGUCACCUGGUCCAACAUCGGCUCCACUUUGGCGCUCACCACGUACAACCAUCUGCUCUACAUCAUCUUCCCCGCCGCCAUAGCCCAGUGGCUCUGGCGGCCGCCCGUGCCGCUGCCCCGCGAGGCGCCCACGCUCACCGCCUUCCUGCUGGGAAUCGUGGGCUGCACCGUGGUGUUCGACUUCCAGUACUACUUGUGGCACCUGCUGCAUCACCGUGUCGGCUGGCUCAACCGCACUUUCCACGCGCUCCACCACCAGUAUCGCCAAACCUUCAGCCUGGUUACACAAUACCUGUCCGCUUGGGAGCUCUUCAGCGUGGGCUUCUGGACCACCGUGGAUCCUUUGCUCCUCCAGUGCCACUGUCUCACCACCUGGGCAUUCAUGCUGUUCAACAUCUGGGUGUCCACUGAGGACCACUGCGGGUAUGACUUCCCUUGGGCGAUGCAUCGUCUGGUUCCCUUCGGCCUUUGGGGUGGAGCGCUGCGGCACGAUGCUCACCAUCAGCAGCCGGGCACCAACUUUGCGCCUUUCUUCGCUCACUGGGACUGGCUUGGGGGAACCGCAACCAUGCCGGCUCAUGUGAAGACAAAAACGCGAAAAGAAAGGGACGAAAAGGAAGCCUGAGGCUCUGCUUUCCCUUUCACACCCUCGCUCUCAUCUCUCUCUUCACUCCAUCUGUCCGCCCUGUCUCGCACAUUCCCCGGCGCUAUUCAUCUUCUCCCUGAACUGCAGAUCAAGUGUCUUACUAACAAACCAGUAGAGAAGCAAGCAGCACAUUCCCGGCGAAAGCACCCUGCUCUUUGAAUGUAUAAAGUAUCUUUUCUUGCAAAUCUCUCUAUUUUUCUAAAUAAUAAUAAAAAAAAACUCUUUAGCAUUUGAUGGCCAAUUUGUGGAGUUUUGUGGCAUAUCUCAGGUUUGUAGUUUUGGCCCAAUGUCUUUCAAAAAGAUUAUGCGUGUUCAAAAUGGCUUGUAUUCCAAUGCUUGUCAUUUUUAA